CACUACGAUUAUCGGCACUGCAAAUUCCAUGAUUUUCGGCAACUCGUUGGGUUGCGGUCGUCUUUUCCAUGCGAGAGGGAAUCAGCUGGUGCAGAGGGGCAGCUACAUGCCUUCUUUGUAUCUCUUGAGCUGAUCCUUGCAUUGAAUCUGAAAUGCAGUCCUGUCAGCAACUUGCUAGUCCCUCAAUGUGAAGUCGACUCGAGGCUAGUCGACUUGUCGGCAACAACAAACUAAGGAAACGCUUACGCCACGACACACCAGAGCUCCUUUUCUGGAUGAGAACAGCUAUCCAACCUCUAUUGGCACCCUUCGCGGUUGUGCUCUGGGGUAUCGACGUACUUGAAGCGGUGGGCGAAGGACUGGACCCUUCCACUUGACUGCCCACUCGUGCUUCUGAUCCCUUCUUUCGCCCCGAGCAAUCCUUUAGGCUCCAUGGCCCGACUAAACUCAAGGGAGCCUUCUAGCUCUCACCCCUCUGGAACGACCACGACUCCCCACAUACCGCGCUCUGAACACGAGACUACACCCCUGCUCACGCCGAUGCCGAUGCGAGAGUCAGACAGUCCCCGCGAACCGGUGGUCAGUCGGAAGGAGCUGUGGAGCUACUACCUGUAUUGGAACGGCGACUGCGGCCUGGGACCCGCCCUCUCGAUGACGCUGUUCCAGUCCCUCGCCUUCGCGGCGGGCCACGACCCCGCGAAGGGCCCCGGCUCGUCCUGCUCGGGCUCGACGUCGGGGCAGUGUGUCCUGCCGUGGGCCGGGGGCGGCUCCAAGCCCGUCUCGAGCGUCGUCCUGAUCGCCAACGGACUCAGUUUCACCGCCAUGACCGUGAUAUUCACGACACUGUCCAGCGCGGCAGAUUACGGGAACCUCGGGCGCUGGCUGCUCCUUAUCUCCACGCUCGUGUGCUGGACCGCCCAAUUCGCUACCCUGUCCUUAACAAGUCCGUCCCGGUGGGGCAGCGCGAUGGCGCUCUACAUGGCCAGCUUCGUCUCCUACGGCGCGACGCUGGUGUUCGCGAACGCGGUCUUCCCGCGCCUCGCGCGCAACACGCGCCGCUCGCGCGGCCUCCAGGAGCAGCUCGCGCGCGGGGAGAUCACCCGCGAGGAGUGCGAGGUCGAGACGAGUCUCGAGAAGAACCGGAUCAGCAAUAUCAGCAUCGGACACGCCAAUAUCGGAUAUACGGUGACGCAGUGUCUGAAUUUGGGGAUUCUGAUCGCACUGGCGGGCAAUCGGCUCGUCAACAACUACACGAUCGUCUUAACGAACACGUACUGGGUUGUCUUGGGAAUGUGGUGGUUCAUUUGCCAACAGUCGCGGCCCGGUCCGCCUCUUCCUCCCAAGCAGAGUUAUCUGACCAUAGGAUGGCAGCAGGUCUGGGUCACCUGCAAAGAAUACCAGCAACUGCCCAACACCUUCAUCUAUCUAUUCGCUGUCUUCCUGCUCUCCGAUGGAUUGAACACGACCUGGGCCAUGAUCGCGAUCUGCCAGAACAACCAGUUCUCGUUCAGCUUCCUGCAGAAUACGUACCUCGGGCUCGCGCAGUCCGUCACGUCUGUGAUCAGCACGUUCGGGUUCUGGUACAUCCAGAGACACUGGAAGAUCGCGACGAAGCGGAUGUUUCUCGUUACGGUCGUCGUGACGGUGAUGAUACCGCUGUGGGGCAUGGUCGGGAUCUGGACCCACUCCUUCGGCUUUCGCAGACCCUGGGAAUUCUGGAUGUACAACAUCGUCGCGGGUCUGCUCCAGGCGCCGUACUACGCGUUCUCGACGACGAUGAUGGCCGAGCUAACGCCGCCGGGCUACGACAACAUGUUCUUCGGCCUUUUCGGGCUCUCGAACCGCGUCAGUUCGCUGAUCGGGCCGAAUGUCGUCCAGGCCAUCAUCAACGCGUCGGGGGAUGACUGGAUGGCGUUCCCGUUUCUGUUCUCGCUCUGCCUCGUGGCGCUUCUGAUCAUCUGGGUCGCUGUCGAUAUGAGGAAGGGGCAGAGGGAUGCUGUCGCGUGGGCUGGGGGGAUGCGACGCAGCAGCUGAAUACCGGGAACGAAGAAGAUACAAAGGACCUCGAUCGGCAUCUGAAUCUGAACCUCCACGUCAUAAAUUGAACAUCGAUCAUGUGAUGGGUUGACAAAUCGUUGUUCGUCCCAAGCGCAUUGAUAUUAUUACUGAGACUGCGGAGAUGCACCGAUAGAUUAAGGGCUAGGACACCGGAUCUCCACACCGUUGUACGGUCCUGAAUCCCGACGGUCAGUGCCACCUCGACUGCUUGACUCCAAACGAGGCUCACCCGCAUGGUCCGAGGUUUUCCCCUGCAGCAGCGUGGGGACGGCGCCUGCUGUGCACAGCUUGCUUGUGUUGUCGACUCCGGGGCAGGCGUACCACGUGCCUGAGUC
Messenger RNA from Mycena citricolor, 2393 nucleotides. NCBI's taxonomy places the organism in Eukaryota, Fungi, Basidiomycota, Agaricomycetes, Agaricales, Mycenaceae. The record is from the annotation of a GenBank genome assembly.